This is a messenger RNA of Pomacea canaliculata, 7594 nucleotides long. Its product is annotated as tyrosine-protein kinase SYK-like. The transcript is spliced from 16 exons. Gene Ontology annotation, cellular component: extrinsic component of cytoplasmic side of plasma membrane; cytoplasm. Lineage: Eukaryota; Metazoa; Mollusca; Gastropoda; Architaenioglossa; Ampullariidae. The record is from RefSeq and is a predicted model, not a curated record. Bases 578 to 2512 code for a protein of 644 amino acids. Gene Ontology annotation, biological process: intracellular signal transduction; cell surface receptor protein tyrosine kinase signaling pathway; cell differentiation. Gene Ontology annotation, molecular function: ATP binding; signaling receptor binding; non-membrane spanning protein tyrosine kinase activity.
AGCGACUCUACUUUUGUAUCGGGUCGAAGGCGUCUGUAAAGAACUUCCUCAAUCUCGACAGGAGCUAGUUACUACUCUAAAAUAAAAGGUGUAAUGAUGUAUUAUGACUUGUAUCUUUUCAUAACAUUUGGAAAUAUACUAUAUGCAAGAUAUCAAAAGAAGGUAUCUUCUUGACAGACUUCAAAGAAUCCAGAAUAACACUACUUGCCUCAUCUGCAGACCAUUUAGAUAUGAACAUAUAUCACCCAUCAUUCACUGUCUUCACUGGAUGCCAACUGUGGAAUGUAUAGCCUACUUUGACUUACUCAGUCGUUUCUGGAACUGGUCCUCGGUACCUCUCCAAACUCACUCCCAUCUAUACAUCCACACAUCUUCUUCACUCAUCUUCUGAUACCAAGCUUUGAAAUGAGACAUCCCCACACAUCUGCAAUAUGAAGAACAGUGCAUCUUCUGCAACUCAACUAAAAGAGACAAAAGCAGUGUUGUGAGAGGAAGAUAAGCCUUCCUCCUCCUUCUCCAUGCACCUCCAUUAGAGGAUUAAGACUGUGUUUUGCUGUGAUCUGUGAUUCUUCAAAACAUGAGUAGGCUCAGCAAGAAAGGCAGUAAUGGAAUGAAGUCUUCACCAGGUGCUCCUGCAAGUCGCCCAUCACCAUCCUCCGUGCCGUAUUUUUACGGUCGUAUCACACGGGAAGAAGCAGAGAUCUUUCUUAAAGAGCGGGGCAUGAAAGAUGGUCUGUUUCUACUACGAGAGAGCAUCAGUCCUAUGGGCAAUUAUGCCAUCAGUAUCUGCUACAACAGCAAAAUACAUCACUACAGCAUUGAGAAGCAGGUGGAUGGUAUGUAUAAGAUACCUGAAGGCAAACCAUUUGUGGGGCCAGUGGAACUAAUACUUCACUAUAAGCAGAAUGUGGAUGGCUUCAUUACACAGCCCACCAUCGCAUGCGACCGCCUGCCCUCUCAGUCACCUGUUGCCUUCAGGGGCAUCACCUACCACCAGCUGGAAAAGGCUUUGCAGUUGGAGGCAAAGAAAAUAGGGGCUGACAUGGACAGGGCAAUGGGACCAAUGCGAGACACUUUGGUGAAACGAGUGGCUCAGCAGCUGCACCAGGACAUGCCAUGGUUCCAUUCGAAAAUCACCCGAGAGCAAGCAGUGGCUCGCAUGGAUGAAGAUGGGCAUGUGUCAGGAAAAUUUCUUGUUCGACAGCGUGAUGAGAAAAACUCAUUUGCACUGACAUUAAGCUAUGAAGGAGAAUCUCGCCAUUACCUUAUUGCUCAUAACAAAGAUGGGCGGUACUCCAUUGAGGAUGGGCCACGCUUUGAUUGUCUGAUGAUGCUAAUAGACAACUAUCACAACAAGUCUGAUGGUCUGGCCUGCAAGCUGACUCAGCCUUGCUGUCGCCCUGGCUACAGCAGUAUUGACUAUGAUCAAUACAUGAUCCACAACACAAGAAUGUCCAGUUUACUACGGUCAUCACAAGCUUGGAGAAGAAUGUCUUCUGAGGAUGGUCCCCCUCCGAUUCGUGCCCCGCCACCUCCUCCAGGAAGUCGUCCACUGCCUCCUCGGCCACCAGAACAUGAUGAGGUCAAUGGAGGGAAUGCUGAAGACCACCCUGAUGUCCACCUUGAAAUAGAUGCUGAUGAACUUGAGUCAAUCUAUGGCUCAGUGCGCAUAGAAGUUGCUGCCAAGGAUCUUCAUCCAGACCAAAUAAAACUUGAAAACAAGCUGGGACAAGGCAAUUUUGGCUCUGUAAUGAAGGGCACUUGUACCUUGGGUAGUCAGGUGCUACCUGUAGCAGUCAAAACUUUGAAGACUGCAGAGCUGGCACCAGGUGUAGAGUCUGAGCUAAUGAAGGAAGCAAAACUGAUGCAGCAGAUGGACCACAAGCACAUAGUUCGCAUGAUUGGUGUUUGCAAGUCUGACGAGGUCAUGCUGGUGUUGGAGCUAGCAAAGCUGGGUCCUCUCAAUAAAUACUUGCCCAAGAAUAAGGACAUGCCCCUGUGGAAUGUGGUGGAGCUCAUGGCACAAGUGGCCAAAGGCAUGCGCUACUUGGAGAGUCGCAAUUUUGUGCAUCGUGAUCUGGCAGCCCGCAACAUCCUGCUGUGUGAUCCCCACUUUGCUAAAAUCAGUGACUUUGGCAUGUCAAAGCCACUGUCUCGAGAGAACAACUACUAUGUGGCCCAGGCUGCUGGUAAAUGGCCUCUUAAGUGGUAUGCACCAGAGUGCAUUCACUAUUGGAAGUUUGAUACCAAAUCUGACGUCUGGAGCUAUGGUGUGACUCUAUGGGAAGCUGCCUCCUAUGGGGCUAAACCCUAUUAUAAAAUGAAAGCACAAGAGCUGCUACAGUUCCUGGAAGAAGGUAACCGUCUUGCCAAACCCAUAUCCUGUUCUGAGGAGGUGUAUGAAGUCAUGCUUUCCUGCUGGAAAGACAAAAGAGAUGAGAGGCCAACAUUCAAGGAUCUGGUGUCAAGAAUGGAAGACUUGCAUAAAAGCUUGAAACAGUCUGGCAUCUAAUCUUUGCUCCACCUGUUCAUUUGGCAGCUUAGAGCUGAAGACGCAAUCAGAGAGCAGAUCAUAUUGUGAGAUGCUAUUCAGCAUUCUUUUCCAGGGUUCCCUCCUUUCCCAACCCAUCCCUCCCAGAGGAGGAGGAUGUUGUGUUGUGGGGAGACUCACAAUAUGCCUUAUGGUGAACAAGAACUGUGUAAUCCUUUUACACAUCCUAAUGGUACUUUGUAUAGUUUGCAUUUAACACUUACAAGAUGUUUGCAUUCUGGUAUAAUCUUUGGGAAGUAAUUUUUGUGGAGAUUAUUUUCAUGAAGAUUUUUGUUCUACUUUCCAUGCCCAGUCUAAAAAAACCAUAUUCCAGUUGAUUGAUUCAGUGGUUUAUGGUGGGCUGUCCUGUAGUCAUGUAUGUCUUACAGCUUAGGCAUCAUGGAAUCUGGAAAAGUACAAAUGUUCCCUUUGCAUGAGAUGAACUUAAAAUGUUUUCUAUUUUUAAAUAAUUAUGCAUUUUUAAAAAAGUGAUUUUAUUGCUGCUGACAGUGCACAUUCAUGUGCGCUCAUGCACUUUUGCACUCUUCAGAUCAAGGUGAGCAGCAUGAUUUCUUUUUAAAUAUAUUUUUCUAGCCAGCUGUGAUGCCAUUGCUCAACUCCUUAACAUAUGAAGGAUGCCAGCAUUUCCUUCCAAGUUGACUGUAUAUGCUGUAUCUUGGGAUUACCAAAGUUUUUCAUUUUCUGAAAUUAUGCAGAGAUAAUCAUGUUCAUGUGUAUAUUUAUGCAUGUGCAUGGAGAACUGUGGGUUUUGCACAAACUGUGUGAAUAUAACUACUGUUUCAGCUGUUGAAACAAUUGGAAGAGGUUUGAUUCAACAUCUGCUAGGUGCAUUUGUUGCAGUCCUCAACAUGGAUGAUUAUUCUGCCUAAAAGAAGGCUGUCAUGACUAUGCAAGAACAAGAAAGAAGAAAAUGUGCUAACAAAAUAUUAAUUUUGUAAAUGUCGUUAACGAGCACGUGGAGAUGGUCAGAGGUUGCAAUUGCCACUGCCUCGGCUGAUCACACUGUCGAUACCUCUAUCAAAUCAUGUCGACAUUUACCGCGUGCACUCACACUAAAUUGCUAAUUACACUUUAAUUUGACUCAAGCCCCAAGCACGCGUAACCCCAAUAACCAACUCAAAGCAAUUUAGUGUAUUAAAUACAGAUAUUAAUUAUCGAGAUUUACAAAAAACAUUUUCAGAAAAGUAAUAGAGUUUCAAAAUAUAAAAUAUGUUGGUUAUCUAGGUGUCCCGUAUUUAUCCUUAGUCCAGAUAUCGUGAGCCACUACUUAACUAACACUAAUCUAACUACACACACGGUACACUCGCUUUUCUGGCACACGCUCGCCACUUAUCUUUCGCACACAAAGUCUCGUGCCACGCAGAUGAGCCCUCCGAUGUCCGAGGAUCAGUUGAUAUCGCUCAGUCCUUCGUAGCGGCCUUCUUUCUCUAGCACAGAGACUCUAGCACCGUCUGUCAGCCACGUGUCUUCCUCGUGGCGUCCUUUCUCUCCGCAGAGGCUAUGGUCCUGCCCUGGGUUACCAUGUACAUCUCUCAUCCCUCUAGGUGGAAGCGUUGUCUCAACUGCAGCACCUAACAAGGACCGACACUUAUUCACCAGCUUCAGCCGCUACUGGGUUUGAUAGGCAGCAGCUGGUGAUGAGGCGGUAUGCACUCUGCUGUAGAGCGGGUCACACGCACCUCUUGAGUUAGCUUACAUUAAGUGGACGUCAUGGCGACUCAAGUGGUAUGAGCCUGAGGCUCUAGUCCACCUUCUGCCAGUCGCUCACGCUCAGAUAGAGCAGACGUGUAAACCCACACUACAGCCCUAUUACUAGUUAUCGCAUGACAGUAAUGUUUAGCUACUGCAGGUAUAACAGUGUCAGCUUCAACAUAAGUUUUGACAUUUGUGAGUAGGGACAUCAACAGUACCCAUGAGUUUGGACAUUAAGAUGCAAUGAAUUCAUUUAUCCAGAAGUCUGCUGGAGCAUUGUAUCAGUCAGGUGCAAAUUUUGAGGCUGCAAUAGUAAUUGGAACAUUUCUGGACUAAAAUUUCUGUCCUGGUAACCUGAAGGAUUCAUUUUAAAAAUUCUUAAGCAUUAGUCAUGAAUACUUUUGAUUUGGAGCAAAUUCACAUGAGACUUUGUGGAUGAGAAGGAAAUAAACUACAUUUUCUAAGUGUUCAUAGGACUUCCAUGAGUAACCCGUUUUAAAUAUUUUUUAAACAGAAGUUAGAGCCUGCAACUUUGAUUAUUGUUUUCUGAAUAUAUGGAAUAAUUAAUCUAGGAUCUGAGAUAGAGAAUGACGUUACACCUGUAUGUUUGAUUUGAGAUGCCCAUUUAACAAGUGCUGAAGAUUAGGCCAGACAGUGACAGACAGGCCUCAUCUGUUGCUUUUCUGUGAAAAGCAAUUGAAAUUUUUGACAACAAGCCUUUGACAGGGGUCUAAUGAUUACAGUCAUUGAAACACCAGAGUCACCCCUUUCCUCUGCGUCUGUGUAGUGAGUUGAAGGUGCGUGUUUGUGUGACCUAAGAACAUAGCAAAAAAUAAAAAUCAGGAAGAGAUUCUAGCAUGUGCUAAAGAAAAUCGUAUUUGAAAAAAAGAACGACAAAAACAAGGAUGGAGGGGAUUGUCACCUCACCGUUUUCUGGUGAAAGAAGCAUAGCUGCAGAUAAUGUUACAGUCACCAACUCACCAGCCUGGUGGGGCUCAAGAAAUGACACCUUUUGCCCUAAAUAACAUCUUCACUGAGACAGAACUGAGGAAGCAGGAUAAACAGUGAAUUAUAAUGUGCAAGAAGAGUUGUGUCAGUGCCAUCUUUCACAGAUUGACCUUUUAGCUUAUUGUGAAGACAUUAGCCAACAUUAAAAUGUUCUGAGCAAGAACUGGCUAAUCAACAUAUAGAAGUGGAUCUGCUUACCAGUGUUCAAGAAAUGCCAACUCUGUAAUCCUUGUCAUCUAUUGCGUCCAUUCACCAGGUCAACCAGUACAAGUCAAAGGAAUUUCAAAAUGAGGAAGGCAGGGCCUUUAUAUCCAUGAACACACUUGAUGUGAGAUGUUGGAUAUGGUGAGGUUGUUGGAGAGUUGCUAGUAGACUAUGAUAAGUAUUGUCUAAGGGUAGAGACGUUUUUUUGCUAGGGUUCUUUAGUCUGUUACAAAAUGUCAUAUGUUAGGAAAUGUCUGUUAAGAAAAAUAAGAGCUUGGCGCUGACUGCAGCCUGCUUAUGUUUCAUGAUUGGAUGUUUUCCAAUUUUGUAUUCUUGUCUGUCAGUGUUGGAACAUUGUACAUAGCACACUGAUCAGUCUUAAUUCUUCUUGUGUGUUUAAUGUGUUCAUGAUUAGGGUGAAGUUGCAGGCAGUCAGUGGGAACAGAUGGCAAGUCAUCUGCUUCCUCAUUGAGCAGAACUAUGCAACAUGAUGUUGGGCCCCAUUAACCAAAGCAGGGUUGAGGUACAGAUUGUUGGAAGGAAGGUACUUGUGACCAGAACCAGUAUUCCAGGCAUAAUGAAAAAUCUUUUUUUUAAGCUGCUGUUCUGUAAUUCAUUAAUUCUUUUGCUGUUUUCUUUUUUUAAGAAUUAGCACAGUGUAAGAGCAGUUGAAGUGUCAGAGGUGGAUCAUCUCACCACACAGAUGACCCUCAGAAAGCUGAUGUAGAAAUCUCUGGGAUAAAACACCAAAAGAAAUAUGAACGCUCGCAAUAACUGCUUUAUAAUUUUUACCUCAGUUGCAUCAGGAUGUGUUUUAAGAAUUUCCCAGAUCUCUUUCCCCCAAUUUACAGAAGGCCAGCUUGGCUGACACGUCACAUAUUACUGUCAAAUUCAUUAGCAAAUUUUGUUUUCGGAUGACUGGGUUCAAUUAAGGAUGUGAUACUUAUGCCCAUUCCAGUUUUGUUCCUUGUAUCUUAUUUAUUUUCUUUUAAUGAAUUAGGCCAGUCAUUUGAAAAAUGCCUUGGAUUGGUCCACAAUGUGAAAACAGUUGGAGAUUUAUAUACAGUGAUAGGUAUCUGUUGUUAAGAUAAUGUUUGUUUAAAUUUUCUUUACAGAAGUGUUUCUGCUGAUAAAAGGUUGAUUUCUUAGUUUUGCUCUUUUUGAUUUACUGCUCUUUUUUGUUUAAAUGUUAAAAAGAAAGCUUUGCAGACUUGCACACAGCCGUAGGAUAUACAUGCACUUGGACAAAACUUACAUGUGUUUAUUGUCAUGCUUGGUAUAUCAGCAUCAAAUGCAUCUGGACUGUUUAACAUGUUUCUUAACAGAGCAUGCUUACAAUUCACAUGCUGUUAAGAGAGGACACUGUAUUAACACUUUUUGUGUGCUGUAAUUCCACAGAAAGAAGAAUUUGUAUACAGAAGAAUAAAUAUCUUUUUUAUAAUUUUUAUUUGCAAUGCAAAUAGAAGCAAUGCACUCAUGCAUGUGCAUGCACACAUCCACAUAUAAAAGAUAUUGAGAGCAUUUAUCAUCCAUAGAAGAAUGGAGACUUAUAAAGGAAAGAAAAUUCCAGGCAACUUCAUGUAGUCUUACAUGGAGAAAAAAAAAAAAUCACUUCUUCACAAGAGUUUUGAAAAGUUGUCAAGGAAUGCUGGAAAUGUUAAUAACACUGUUAAAGAAAAUCAUGGACUGGAAACAUGGAACUGUUUAUUUAACUAUUUUUGCUGGAAUCCUUCAGAUGCAGUCUUCAAUCACCAUUGUGCCUUGUCACCGCUCACUUUCGCUUCAUCAUUUGAAGCUAAUUUAGACUUGUUUGAAAACUACUUUUUGUGACAUUGUUAGAUUGAGCUUGUAUGUUUUCUCACUCUGUCCACGAACCCCAUCCCCACUUUCCAGAUGCAGACUACAGACAUUGGAGAUGUUAACAUUAGCCUAGGAUAGGCUUUUACUUUAUACAGUAUGGCUGUCAUGUCUUCCUAAAGGUCUUCCACAGGGGUUCUUUCCCUCUCUGCAUAUUGAAAAAUAUCUCGUUUAGACAAUUUUGUUUUUAAAGAAAUGUUUGGCAUGCCAUGUUUUAAGAAAAUGUAUACAAUGCUUUUUUGCUGCAUUUAAACAUUCCAUAAAUUUUGUGAUCACUUAUGA